AUGCGUUCGCACCUCCGUCUCCAACUCCCCUCUUUCUCAGACUUGAACCUCGACUUCAGCUCCUCCUCCUCCUCCUCCUCUUCCGCCCUCUUUGCCCUCUCCAUCCCUGCCCUCUCCCGCUGCUCCUCCACUUCUUCCUCUUCCUCUUCCUCCUCCUCUGCACCUCUCACCUGCCCCCCUACACCCAUAGUCUCCCAAAUCCUCUCUUCAUGGCACAAAUACGAAUGGAACAACAGCAGUGACGCUCUGACUUCAUGGCUCAACGCUCGAUGGAAGAAGUCAGGAUAUGCGAUCGAUGCCCGCACCGUAAACUUCCUCAUCAAAUUGCAUGGUUGUACUGAGGCUCAGAUGGGGUUGGGUGAUGGUCUGGAUGCCUUUAUGCCUUACAAUGUUGGUUUCUUACUCUUUGUUGCACUCAAUUGGAUUCAUGAUCCGUGA
Molecule: messenger RNA, 438 nt
Organism: Aureobasidium namibiae CBS 147.97
Lineage: Eukaryota; Fungi; Ascomycota; Dothideomycetes; Dothideales; Saccotheciaceae
Exons: 2
Coding region: 1-438 (145 amino acids)
Source: RefSeq, a predicted model, not a curated record